Messenger RNA from Arabidopsis thaliana (thale cress), 579 nucleotides. RefSeq names its product AT-rich interactive domain protein. The coding region runs from base 1 to 579 and encodes 192 amino acids. The transcript is spliced from 4 exons. NCBI's taxonomy places the organism in Eukaryota, Viridiplantae, Streptophyta, Magnoliopsida, Brassicales, Brassicaceae. The record is from RefSeq and is marked reviewed.
AUGGCUCUCACCGUGAGCAGCGGUGGCGGAGGAGCUAGAAUCCGCUGCAACGACCUCACCGAUUCUUCUCGUAACCCUUUCUCCACCUUCCGACUCGUAAACUUCCCUAAUCCAUCAAGAACCGAACAGCAGGAAGAGGGAAACGAAGGUUUUGACGGCGAGAACCCGCCGUCUCAGAUCGUUAUCAACGACGAAGAUGGAGAUAGAACGGUGGUGAAUACUCGAUUCAGAGGUGAUCCGAAAGAUGCGCCGAAAUUUGCCAUUAAGGAUCUUCCUGGACUUGAACCAGAUCCUUUUGAAGGUGAGAAGUGGGAUGGUCUAGGUUUCUUCGUUCAGUACUUGUGGGCUUUCGGAAUCCUUUUCGCGCUAAUCUCUGGUGGACUUGCGGCGGGGACGUAUAACGAAGGUGCGACGGAUUUCAAGGAGACGCCAGUAUAUAAAGAGGCGAUUCAAUCUCGUGACCUUCUUGAUGAAGCAGAGAGUUCAAACUCUGAAGAUGUGUUUGAGUCCAACCCAACAGAAGUGGCUCCUACCAUAUUCCAAGUUGAUCUUGAGCUUGUUGUGUUCAUAAUGUUAUAG